GUGAGUGGCUGGGGCUGCUGUCACACCAAUCAGGGCUUUCCUCCAUACAGAAGGGGAUUCCUGGGAAGAAAUCUGCAGCCUCACUGUAUGUCCCAUCCGCUGUCAGCGUGCUUGGAGCUGGAGGGCAGACAAUGAGGAGCAGUGGGCAGGCAGCCUAACCCAGGAGGUGGGGAAGAAGCUGAUCUGCAGGAUCUGUCAUGACGAUCUGCUUGUAGAGGGAGGGGAGAAGGAAGCUCAGUCCACACAGGGCUUGUAUGGGGAAGGAGAUCCCAGAGACGCAAUUGUGCAUGCCCCUGCCAUGUGCCUGAGCUGAGCCAUCCUGCCCCACACCUUGUUUCUUCCUGUGCCUUCUAAAGACUUUUCCAUGUCUGGAUUUAGACAAGACCCCUUCCACAGCUAAGCCUUCCAUCUGUCCCACUGCAAGGAUCCGCACACUGCCCAUUUCUUUUUGUGUUUUACUACUAGGAUCUGUGUUGUCCUGAGGAGCAAUCAUGGAGAGGAGAAGUUCAGCAGACCAGUGUCACCCCCUGUUGGAGGAGCAACCAGUCCCCGAUAGGACGACCAAAGGGGAUAAGAAAUUCCGCCUGUGGUACGUUGGGUGGUCAUCUCUGGACCGUAGGACGACUUUGCCCAUGCUGCCAUGGCUAGUGGCAGAAAUUCGCAGAAGGGCCGAAAGACAGGAGCCCCCCGGUUUCGUGGCCCCUUGUCGCGAGGUGCAGUUGUUGCUAGUGGCCCCGCACCUUCGUUGUGUGCCAGCCUUGAAUGGCAACACGGCGGUCUUUAUCUUCGAACACAAAGCACAGCACAUCGCUCGCUUCAUCCACAACACCCAAGACCCCUCUUACUUUGCCUACUUGAUUAAAUCUCAGCCUGAUAACCCAGAGUCUGAGAUGACCUGUCACGUCUUCAAGGCUACUGACCCCAGUCAGGUGUCUACGGUCAUCAGUAGCAUUAGACAAGUGUCUAAAGUUGCACUGCAGGAAGAUUCCAAGGUUAGCCGUGAUGGUGAAGAUGCCUUUUAUAAUUCCCAAAAGUUUGAGGUUUUAUACUGUGGGAAAGUGGUCAUUGCUUAUAAGAAUGCUCCCUCUACUCUCGUUGAUGACUGCAUUGAGAAGUUCUCUCAACACGAACGGCAGCGCCUGAGACUGCUUAGUGAGCAGCGCAGUAUAGACUCCAGCUCUGACCUUGCUUUGGCCGAGACCGAUGUCCCAGUGUCUCCAACUGAUAGUACAUUUCAGGAGCAGGACUCUGAGCCCAAUGCCAAUUCUGCCUCCAGGAACCAUUCAGGGAUAUUUACAGUAGGUAGCCAGAGCAAUCUUGGUUCUAUACGGGUAUCAUUUCCUGAGAGCAUUCUAGAAGACUCAGGCUUUGAGGACCAGCAGGAGUUCAGGUCUAGAUGUAGCAGUGUCACUAUUCAGAAAAAAGCUUAUGAUGGAAAGAUACAGUCAAGAAGACGACAUGCAAGUGCGCCAAGCCAUGUCCAGCCAUCAGAUUCCGAAAAGAACAGGACAAUGCUCUUUCAGGUUGGAAGGUUUGAAAUCAAUCUUAUAAGUCCUGAUUCCAAAACGGCGGUGCUGGAAAAGAACUUCAAAGAUAUCUCGUCGUGUUCUCAGGGUAUUCAACAUAUUGAUCACUUUGGUAUUGUCUGUCGUGAAUGUGUGGAACCGGGAAUAAGCCAGUAUAUUUGUUACGUCUUCCAGUGUGCCACUGAAGCAUUGGUGGAUGAAAUCAUGCUGACAUUGAAGCAAGCUUUCAGCACUGCUGCUGCCCUCCAAAAUGCCAAGACUCAAAUCAAGUUAUGCGAGGCCUGUCCUAUGCAUGCUCUGCACAAGCUGUGUGAGCGAAUCGAAGGGCUGUAUCCUCCAAGAGCCAAACUGGUAAUACAGAGACAACUGUCUUUGCUGUCAGACAACGAACAAGCUGACAUUUUUGAACGUGUCCAGAAAAUGAAAGCUACAAGCGACCAGGAGGAGAAUGAACUUGUCAUACUUCAUCUAAGACAGUUAUGUGAGACCAAGCAGAAAACCCAUGUUCAUAUUGGCGAGAUGCAGUCGAGUGCAUCAAACAGCUCCCUCUCGGAGAACACUGCCCCCAGUGGCCGCUUCAAGUUGGAUAUUCUCAAGAAUAAAGCCAAGAAAUCUCUGACCAGCUCUCUGGAAAAUAUUUUCUCAAGGGGUGCAAAUCGAGUGAGAGGACGACUGGGCAGCAUGGAUAGUUUUGAACGUAACAGUUUUGCAUCUGACAAGGACGGCUCUCCUGGGGAUUCUCCUCCGACCACCCCACCGUCUUCUCCUGUGUCAUCGUCCUGGCAAUCAUUUCCAGAGGAAGACCCAGACUCCCCCCAGUUUCGCAGACGGGCUCAUACAUUUAGCCACCCGCCAUCGAGUACCAAGCGGAGGAUAACCUUUCCUGAUGUAAAGUCACCAAACAGCAGAUCCCCCCUUCAAAGGCAGCACUCACUAGCCUGUGAUGGGACACAAAGCAGCCCCAUUCCUAUUCUUCGGCGUGUCCGCACUGAGAGUGAACCUUCGUUUUCCAGUCUCCCCUCAUCCUUCACUGCCCCUUCUUUCCUGAAAAAUCUUUACCAAGGUUCAGGGAGAACUCCCCCCCAAUCUGAGAGAGAUGCUCCCAAGAGUGAAAGUGAAGGAAGGAAGAGAACGAUUUCUUCUUGUAGUAACGACUCUUUAAACGCUAGCGGAACAUCCCUCAUACCACGACGAAUUUCGUGGCGCCAGCAGAUUUUCCUCAGGGUAGCUUCACCAAUGAUCACCUCCCCCUCAGAUAUGCAACAUAAAGAUCAUUUAGAUGUGAACGAUUUGCUGCCUUUAUCCCCCCUUCCUCCUACCAUGGAAGAGGACCCACUAGCAUCUCUUCUUCAGGAUGAAAGUUCUACAGAAAGCGCUGAUGGGAAGAGAAAUUCUGAAGAUCUUCAAAGGUUAUGGCGGAAGGCAAUACAUCAACAGAUCCUAUUAAUACGGAUGGAAAAAGAGAACCUGAAACUUGAAGAAGCAAGCCGAGAUGAACUUCAGUCUAGAAAAAUUAAACUGGAUUAUGAUGAAGUUGGACUUUGUCAAAAAGAAGUUUCAAACCUCUGGGAUAAAAAGUUAAACUGCAGAACAAAAAUCCGGUUUGACAUGGAAGAGAUAUAUGCUACAUUGAAAGAAGGUGUUUCAAAAAGCAAGCGUGGGGAGGUAUGGCAGUUUCUCUCUGUGCAGUAUCGUCUAAGGCACAGACUGCCAACCAAACAGCAGUCUCCAGAUACAACAUAUACCGAUCUUUUGAAACAACUUACUGCCCAACAGCAUGCUAUCCUUGUUGACCUUGGAAGAACGUUUCCAACCCAUCAGUAUUUUUCCACACAGCUGGGGGCAGGCCAGUUGUCUUUAUAUAACCUUCUUAAAGCAUAUUCUUUGUUGGACCAAGAAGUUGGCUACUGUCAAGGAAUCAGCUUCGUGGCCGGGGUUCUUCUCUUACACAUGAGCGAACAGCAAUCCUUCCAAAUGUUAAAGUUUCUUAUGUACGACCUUGGCUUCCGUAAGCAGUACCGGCCAGAUAUGAUAUCUCUUCAGGUUCAAAUGUACCAACUUUCCCGGCUUCUUCAUGACUACCACAGAGACCUCUAUGACCAUCUGGAAGAGAAUGAUAUUAGUCCAAGCCUUUAUGCUGCUCCAUGGUUUCUGACAUUAUUUGCCUCACAAUUUCCCCUUGGAUUUGUUGCCAGAGUUUUCGAUAUUAUUUUUGUCCAAGGAACUGAAGUAAUUUUCAAAGUAGCCAUUUGUCUUCUCGGAAACAAUAAAGAGCAGAUCAUGGCAUGUGACAACUUUGAGAGUGUUGUGGAUUUUCUGAAGAUCAAUAUACCUGAUAUGACAAAGGACACUAUGGAGAACGUUAUCACACAGGUAUUUGAAAUGGACAUUUCCAAACAACUCCAUGCUUAUGAGGUUGAGUAUCAUGUAAUUAAUGAUGAGAUGUUGGAAGCCUCUAAUUCCUGUGAUGAUGCAGAGUCCUUCCAUAAGCUAGAAAAAGCCAAUAAUCAGCUAAAAAGGCAAAACAUGGACCUUCUGGAAAAACUACAGGUAGCUCACACCAAAAUUCAGAAUCUGGAAACCAAUGUUGAAACAAUUUUAUCUCGAGAAAGCAAAAUUAAAAACCUGAUCCGCUCUCUGGAGCAAGACAAAUCGGCGUAUCAAAGGGCUGUGGAGCAAAUGAAGAAAUAUGUGCCAGCUCAUGUACUGACAGACUGUGAACUUUUGCUAAAGGAUCUUAACUGUAGCCCAAACAACAAAACAAAGACAGGAAGUAAGCAAUAAACAUACAGCUAGUGCCGCUCUGGCAUGAGGCCACGUUGUUUCCUAAAACAACCAAAAGCAAUUCAUGCAUGCUCUGAUGGAGGACUGUGGAUUCAAUGCAUGAUCAUGUACUUUUCACCGGUGUUGGGGCUUUUAUUGUGCACAGAUUUAUUAUGACUGGAGUAGCCUACAGCCUUUUAAUUAAAGUCACAAAACAUCAUCAGAUUACUUACAGAGAUUGUCUCUGUAAUUUCUGUAUGCAAUAAACUGGUCAUUGUAUACAGUACUAAAAAGGGAAAAGCAAUUUGUUUUCAUGUGUACAUUUCGAAGCUGACACCUGAAGUCACCAAUCAGAGAUGAGACAGUAUCAACUGUCAGUUACAGAGAACACUUCAUAGGGAGAGUAACAAUACUUGAAAAUGAAUGACGUUUCCCAAAGAACAGCAUGGUUCACACAUCUGGUGUGGAUAGCUUGUAUGAACUGCUAUUUGUGCCUGUCAUGAUUCCACUGACAUUUGUUACACACGUAGAGUUUUUAUUAAGGAAUCACUGCGUCAUGAUUAAUGAAUGGACAAUAUAUUUGGUUGCCUAUUAUUUGUGUAUUUUUAUUGUCACUGUUUUAAUGUUGGCUAGAAAUAUGCCUCCAGCACUUGUAAUAAGGUCAGAAUUUCAUAGCAACAUGUGUUGGUCACAUCAAUUAAGUUUGUAUGUAUGACCUCCUUAAAGUUUAAAUCCUGCCACAUAUAAAUAAUAAAGAGAAAAUGUAGGACCUGGAGAAAAAAAAGGGUGUUGUCCAUAGUAACCAGAUUUUUUUUUUUCUGAUAGGAUGCAUUAAAAAAUAUAGCUAAACCACAAAUUACUUGUCUAUCAGUAUUAAGUUUAGGGCAGCAGUGCCCAUAUUUCCUGCUGUUAAGCUUAAAGCUUACUUUAGACAAAGUACAGGCAGUCCCUGGGAUACAAACAAGGUUCUGUAGGUUUGUUCUUCAGUUGAAUUUGUAUGUAAGUUGGAAAAGGUAAAUUUUUUUAAGUUAACUUCAGCCAAAAAAAAAAAUGUUUUUAAUUUUUUUUGGGUAGCAUAGGGAAUACCCCUAUAAUGUGUUGUUUUGCUUUCUGUCCCAGUGACAAUAGGAUUUAGAAAAUUUAGGGUUGUUGUGGAAACAAGGAUUGGUGAAAAAGCUUCAAAAGGAGACACCUUUUUCCCAUGAUAACUGUAAAGCCUUGUACACACAAUCAGAUUUUCGGACGACGGAACAUCCAUUUUUUGUGGCAUACUAGUCUUGUGUUGAAAGUGAAGAGGUUACUCACAAUACGAAAAUUUCCAUAUGAUAAAAUACAACAUCAGAAGUGACGUAAUGUGUUGAAUAGUUUUGUAUGUAUUUCUUUUGAGUAUGCGUAGUCUUGCGCUUACGUUUUUUUUCGUACAAAAACCAUACUAAUGAAACAAAAAUCAGACAUUGAGUUCACGUCCGACAAAAAAUGUAUAGUCUGCACAUUCAGAUUUUGACUGCCGAAAAAGCGAAAUCGGCUGUCGAAAGCUUGUCGUACCAAUUUUUCCAUUCGGUUUUUGUAUCGUGUGUCAGGCCUUUACAGGUAGAUUUCCUCUCACUUAAUGUUGUCUCCCAAUGUUUGGAAGUAUGAGUCGUUUGUAAAUCGGAUGUUAUGGGGAAAGACUACAAGCAUUGAACUUAUUCUCUCUGGAGAAGAGACGCUUGAGAGGGGAUAGCAUAGCGAUUUACAAAUACCUUACUGGUGACCCUAGCAUAGGGGAAAAGCUUUUUAGUUGGAGGGAGUUUUAAUAAAAAACGCGACCAUUCAUUGAAACUGGAAGAGAAUCGGUUUAACCGUGUAGAGAGUUCUUUAGUGUCAGAGUGGUAAGGAUGUGAAAUUAUUUUCCACAAGCAGUGUUAUCAGCAGGGAACAUAGAUCGUUUAAAAAACAAA
Rana temporaria (common frog) is the source of this 6229-nucleotide messenger RNA. RefSeq names its product TBC1 domain family member 4 (gene TBC1D4). NCBI's taxonomy places the organism in Eukaryota, Metazoa, Chordata, Amphibia, Anura, Ranidae. The record is from RefSeq and is a predicted model, not a curated record. Bases 492 to 4310 code for a protein of 1272 amino acids. The transcript is spliced from 21 exons.